AACAUGAUGAAGCCAAGAAAAGUGAGUAAAGUGGUUUUAAGCAAGGAGCAGUCUGAGGGAGUCGGAGCAAGAGUUCAGAGGAGCAUCGGGCGAAAAGAACUGAAAAACCUGGAUCCGUUUCUGAUGCUGGAUGAGUUCUGUGUGAGGAAGCCUGCAGGGUUUCCUGAUCAUCCUCACCGUGGAUUUGAGACGGUGACGUACCUUCUGAGUGGUGCAUCGGCUCAUGAGGAUUUUUGCGGACAUUGUGGAACACUGGAGACUGGGGAUUUGCAGUGGAUGACUGCAGGACGAGGUGUGGUUCAUGCAGAGAUGCCUCUAUCAGAUGAACCCAUGCGGGGCCUUCAGCUUUGGGUGAACCUGCGAAAAGCCGAUAAAAUGGUGGAACCUCAGUACCAGGAACUGAAGAACAGUCAGGUUCCUAAGCCUAGCAUAGAUGGUGUGACUGUGGCCGUCAUUUCGGGAGAAGCCCUCGGGGUGAAGUCAAAAAUCUACACCAGAACUCCAACGCUUUAUCUUGACUUCCGACUCAGUGAGGGUGCAAAACACGUGCAGCCAAUACCCUUGGGUUGGACCGCUUUUAUCUACACACUCUCGGGAAUCGUGCAUACUGGGCCAGAAGAAGCUCAGAAGGAAGUCGAACCUCACCACACUGUGGUUUUUGAGGAUGGUGACUGUAUCCGAGUGGAAAAUAAGGCAGUUGAGGUGGCACACUUUGUGCUGAUUGCUGGAGAGCCGAUCAAGGAACCGGUGGUGCAGCAUGGCCCAUUUGUCAUGAACUCCGAGGAGGAGAUCGAGCAAACCAUUACAGACUACAGAACAUGCACAAACGGAUUUGAGAGAGCAAAACACUGGCAAUCAAAAAUACGUGGGACAAUGUAAAUGUGUGGAAUUUUUAUAUGCUACUGGAAAAGCACUUUUAUUAUCUUCACAUCUAAUCUACAGUAUAAGCUGCUUUUAUUUACUCUGGUGAUCUGAAGGCCACUCAUUCCGUUUGCCGUUUGCAAUCCUGUCAUUUAUUUAAUUGUAAGCUCAUAGGUUAUAGCUCCUGUUGACGUGUUUAGAGUUGCACAGACACACACAGCUCCACUUACAAACCAUUAAAGAGUACUGAAACCA
This is a messenger RNA of Ictalurus punctatus (channel catfish), 1116 nucleotides long. RefSeq names its product pirin (gene pir). Gene Ontology annotation, cellular component: nucleus. Gene Ontology annotation, molecular function: quercetin 2,3-dioxygenase activity. NCBI's taxonomy places the organism in Eukaryota, Metazoa, Chordata, Actinopteri, Siluriformes, Ictaluridae. The record is from RefSeq and is marked provisional. Gene Ontology annotation, biological process: monocyte differentiation.